Canis lupus familiaris (dog) is the source of this 5474-nucleotide messenger RNA. RefSeq names its product tenascin N (gene TNN). Lineage: Eukaryota; Metazoa; Chordata; Mammalia; Carnivora; Canidae. The transcript is spliced from 22 exons. Gene Ontology annotation, molecular function: protein binding. Bases 121 to 4710 code for a protein of 1529 amino acids. The record is from RefSeq and is a predicted model, not a curated record.
GAAGGCUGGAAGGAGCAGCACCGAGUUCUGCAGCACAAGGGGCCCAGGUCCUGAGUGACAGAAGUGUUGGAGGUGGUGCCCAGCAGCCUUUGAGGUCUCCUAGAGGGUCUGCUCCUGAGGAUGGGUCUCCAGGGGACAUUCUGCUUCUCCCUGGGGCUCCUACUUGGCUCUGUGCUUUUGGUGGCAUCAGCCCCAGCCACUCUGGAGCCUCAGGGCUGCAGUGACAAGGAGCAACAGGUCACUGUCAGUCACACCUACAAGAUCGACGUGCCCAAGUCUGCUCUGGUCCAGGUGGAAACUGACCCUCAGCCCCUUAGUGAUGAUGGGGCCUCGCUCCUGGUCCCCGGGGAGGCUGAGGAACAGAACAUCAUCUUUAGGCACAACAUCCGCCUGCAGACACCACAGAAGGACUGUGAGCUGGCAGGCAGCGUCCAAGACCUCCUGGCCCGGGUGAAGAAGCUGGAGGAAGAGAUGGCGGAGGUGAAGGAGCAGUGUAAUGCCCAGCGCUGCUGCCAAGGAGCUGCUGGUGCGAGCCCCCCCUGCAGCGGCCACGGGAGCCUCUCGCCGGACACCUGCGGCUGCAUCUGCGACGAGGGCUGGGAGGGCGCGGCGUGCGAGCGGCCCGCCUGCCCCGGGGCGUGCAGCGGCCACGGCGUGUGCGUGCGCGGCGUGUGCAGGUGCCACGAGGACUUCACGUCCGAGGACUGCAGCGAGCGGCGCUGCCCCGGCGACUGCAGCGGCCACGGCUUCUGCGACACGGGCGAGUGCUACUGCGAGGAGGGCUUCAGCGGCCUGGACUGCGCGCACGUGGUGGCUCCCCAGGGCUUGCAGCUGCUCAAGAGCACCGAGAAUUCCCUGCUGGUGAGCUGGGAGCCCUCCAGCGAGGUGGACCACUACCUCCUUAGCUACUACCCUCUGGGGCAGGAGCUCUCUGGGAAGCAGAUCCAGGUGCCCAAGGAGCAGCACAGCUAUGAGAUCCUUGGUUUGCAGCCUGGAACCAAGUACAUAGUUACCCUGCGCAACGUCAAGAAAGAAGUUUCCAGCAGCCCACAGCAUCUGCUUGCCACCACAGAUCUUGCUGUGCUUGGCACCGCAUGGGUGACAGAUGAGACUGAGAACUCUCUGGAUGUGGAAUGGGAGAACCCCCCGACUGAGGUAGACUACUACAAGCUGCAGUAUGGCCCCCUAACAGGACAGGAGGUGGCCGAGGUCACCGUGCCCAAGAGCAGUGACCCCAAGAGCCGAUAUGACAUCACUGGUCUGCAGCCUGGGACAGAGUAUAGGAUCACCGUGGUGCCCAUGAAAGGAGAACUGGAGGGCAAGCCGAUUCUCCUGAAUGGCAGGACAGAAAUUGAUAGUCCAACCAAUGUGGUCACUGAUCGUGUGACAGAAGACACAGCGGUGGUCUCCUGGGCCCCAGUCCAGGCCACCAUAGAUAAGUACGUGGUGCGCUAUACCUCCGCUGAUGGGGAUACCAGGGACAUGGCGGUACCCAAGGAGCAGAGCAGCACCGUCCUGACGGGCCUGAAGCCGGGAGAGGCAUACAGGGUCUACGUGUGGGCUGAGAGGGGCAACCAGGAGAGCAAGAAGGCCAACACUGACACCCUCACAGAAAUUGACAGCCCAACAAACCUGGCCACUGACCGGGUGACAGAGGACACAGCCACCAUCUCCUGGGACCCGGUGCAAGCGGUCAUCGACAAGUACAUGGUGCACUAUACGUCUGCUGAUGGGGACACAAGGGAGGUUCCAGUGGGGAAGGAGCAGAGAAGCACUGUCCUGACGGGCCUGAGGCCAGGUGUAGAGUACACGGUCCAGGUGUGGGCCCAGAAGGGGGCCCGGGAGAGCAAGAAGGCUGACACCAAGGCCCCAACAGAAAUUGACAGCCCCAAAAACCUGGUGACUGACCGGGUGACAGAGGACACAGCCACCAUCUCCUGGGACCCGGUGCAAGCGGUCAUCGACAAGUACAUGGUGCGCUACACGUCUGCUGAUGGGGACACCAGGGAGGUUCCAGUGGGGAAGGAGCAGAGAAGCACCGUCCUGACGGGCCUGAGGCCAGGUGUGGAGUACACGGUCCAGGUGUGGGCUCAGAAGGGGGCCCGGGAGAGUAAGAAGGCUGACACCAAGGCCCCAACAGACAUUGACAGCCCAACAAACCUGGUGACUGACCGGGUGACAGAGAACACAGCCACCAUCUCCUGGGACCCAGUGCAAGCAAUCAUUGACAAGUACAUGGUGCGCUAUACAUCUGCUGAUGGGGACACGAAGGAGGUUCCAGUGGGGAAGGAGGAGAGCAGUACUGUCCUGACGGGCCUAAGGCCAGGUGUGGAGUACACAGUCCAGGUGUGGGCCAAGAAGGGGGCCCAGGAGAGCAAAAAGGCCGACACCAAGGCCCCAACAGACAUUGACAGCCCAACAAACCUGGCCACUGACCGGGUAACAGAGGACACGGCCACCAUCUCCUGGACUCCCGUGCAGGCCGUCAUCGACAAGUACAUGGUGCGCUAUACGUCUGCUGAUGGGGACACAAGGGAGGUUCCAGUGGGGAAGGAGCAGAGCAGCACUGUCCUGACAGGCCUGAGGCCAGGUGUGGAGUACACAGUCCAGGUGUGGGCCCAGAAGGGGGCCCGGGAGAGCAAGAAGGCUGACACCAAGGCCCCAACAGAAAUUGACAGCCCCAAAAACCUGGUGACUGACCGGGUGACAGAGGACACAGCCACCGUCUCCUGGGACCCAGUGCAGGCCAUCAUCGACAAGUACAUGGUGCGCUAUACGUCUGCUGAUGGGGACACCAGGGAGGUUCCAGUGGGGAAGGAGCAGAGAAGCACUGUCCUGACGGGCCUGAGGCCAGGUGUAGAGUACAUGGUCCAGGUGUGGGCCCAGAAGGGGGCCCGGGAGAGCAAGAAGGCUGACACCAAGGCCCCAACAGAAAUUGACAGCCCCAAAAACCUGGUGACUGACCGGGUGACAGAGGACACAGCCACCAUCUCCUGGGACCCGGUGCAAGCGGUCAUCGACAAGUACAUGGUGCGCUACACGUCUGCUGAUGGGGACACCAGGGAGGUUCCAGUGGGGAAGGAGCAGAGAAGCACCGUCCUGACGGGCCUGAGGCCAGGUGUGGAGUACACGGUCCAGGUGUGGGCUCAGAAGGGGGCCCGGGAGAGUAAGAAGGCUGACACCAAGGCCCCAACAGACAUUGAUGGCCCCAAAAACCUGGUGACCAACCAGGUGACAGAGAACACGGCCACCAUCUCCUGGGACCCGGUGCAGGCCAUCAUCGACAAGUACAUGGUGCGCUACACAUCUGCUGAUGGGGACACCAGGGAGGUUCCAGUGGGGAAGGAGCAGAGAAGCACCGUCCUGACGGGCCUGAGGCCAGGUGUGGAGUACAUGGUCCAGGUGUGGGCUCAGAAGGGGGCCCGGGAGAGUAAGAAGGCCGACACCAAGGCACCAACAGAAAUUGACAGCCCCCAAAACCUGGUGACCAACCGGGUGACAGAGGACACGGCCACCAUCUCCUGGGAUCCGGUGCGAGCAGUCAUCGACAAGUACAUGGUGCGCUACACGUCUGCUGAUGGGGACACCAUGGAGGUUCCAGUGGGGAAGGAGCAGAGCAGCACUGUCCUGACGGGCCUGAGGCCAGGUGUGGAGUACACGGUCCAGGUGUGGGCUCAGAAGGGGGCCCGGGAGAGCAAGAAGGCUGACACCAAGGCCCUGACAGACAUCGACCCUCCCAAAAACCUUCGUCCAUCUGCUAUAACACAGUCUGGAGGGGUGUUGACUUGGACAUCCCCCUCUGCUCAGAUUGAUGGCUACAUUCUCACCUACCAAUUCCCAGAUGGCACCAUUAAGGAGAUACAGCUUGGAAGAGGGGAUGAGAGGCUCGAGCUGCAAGGCCUUGAGCAGGGCAUCACCUACCCUGUCUCCUUGAUCGCCUUUAAGGGUGAUCGCCGGAGCAGGAGUGUCUCCACCACCCUUUCCACAGUUGGUGCCCGCUUUCCACAUCCUUCAGACUGCAGUCAAGUUCAACAGAACAGCAAUGUUGUCAGCGGUCUAUACACCAUCUACCUGCAUGGCGACGCCAGCCGGCCCCUGCAGGUGUACUGCGACAUGGACACGGAUGGAGGCGGCUGGAUUGUCUUCCAGAGGCGCAACACUGGGCAGCUGGAUUUCUUCAAGCGCUGGCGCACCUAUGUGGAAGGUUUCGGGGACCCCAUGAAGGAGUUCUGGCUUGGACUUGACAAGCUACACAAUCUCACCACUGGCACCCCGACCCGGUAUGAAGUAAGAGUGGACCUACAGACUGCCAACGAAUCUGCCUAUGCCGUAUAUGAUUUAUUCCAAGUGGCUUCCAGCAAGGAGAGGUACAGGCUCACAGUCGGGAAAUACAGAGGCACAGCAGGGGAUGCUCUUACUUACCACAACGGAUGGAAGUUUACAACUUUUGACAGAGACAAUGAUAUUGCCCUCAGCAACUGUGCCCUGACACAUCAUGGUGGCUGGUGGUACAAGAACUGCCACUUGGCCAACCCCAAUGGCAGAUAUGGAGAGACCAAACACAGUGAGGGGGUGAACUGGGAGCCAUGGAAAGGACAUGAAUUCUCCAUUCCUUACGUGGAGCUGAAAAUCCGCCCUCAUGGCUACAGCGGGGAGCAUGUCCUGGACAGAAAGAAGCGGACACUGGGAGAAAAUUCGAGAACGUUCUGAUGGCCUAUUGGAGCAGUUGUCACAUGAGACAAGACCAGCCCAGGGUGGGGCUGUGAGGGCUUGGGGCAGGGUGGGUAGUGGUGACUGGUUAAUGGAAGUUUGAGGGAUGCUCCUGGCCCCUGGUUUCUGAGAUGGCUGGAUAACCUGCAGGACAAAGCAUGUUAUCAAGCUUCAGACAAAUCAGGUUACUUCCCUAUCACCUGCGUUUUUGCCCAUCUGUAUUGGGGGUCUGAAAAUCAGCCAGUAGUAGCAUAUGAGGAAGACAGCACUGGACUACAAGGUUUUUCAGUCUAUCUUUAGUAACAAAUAUGUGAGAUUGGAGGGGGGAAGAGGAAAAAAAGAAUCAUCUAGCACUUCACCAAUUGGAAAUCUCUGGAAAUUGGUAUAUAUAUUAUAUAUAUAAAUAUAUAUAAAGCUCCUCUACUAGAAAUCUUUUCCUUAGAAAAAAAGCACCAAGGAGGGGUUCUCUUUGAUGGCCAAGGGGCUAAAGUAGUCUGAUGCUGGUCACCUGCCAUUACCACUGGGCUUUGAGGGAAAAGCUGUAAACCUCCCCCUGUUUAAAAAAUGCUAGUGUUAGGGGGAAGAGUACAGGGAACCACGGGGACCAGGAUGGAUUCCCAUCUUGCUAAGCUCUGACCAGCAUGCUGGAGACCAAGCUUCUGUGUUACUAUUCUUCUCAAGAGCCACCUUCCCACCUAUUUGCAUAAUCACUUUCAUAGAUCUACAUAUGUUGUGAAUAAAUUCUCACUCAUUUCAACUUUAAA